Molecule: messenger RNA, 2940 nt
Organism: Linum trigynum
Lineage: Eukaryota; Viridiplantae; Streptophyta; Magnoliopsida; Malpighiales; Linaceae
Source: the annotation of a GenBank genome assembly
CGGCAAAGGUAAACUCGACAAGGGCCAUUCAGGUCCAUUUCCACUGUUCCCAUUAAGGCCCACGGGCUCACUUGGUGGCCCACGGUUUGACUUAGCAAGGCCCGCGAUUCUAAUUCCCCGCCGUUUCGGUUUCUCCUCCGCCAACUAAUUUCCCGGUCUUCCCAAUUUGCCGUAUCAGAGUCAAGACUCUCAGUUUUCUCUUCCGUACUGAGAAUGGAGGAGACUGAAAUCGCGAGGACAGGGCCGGCGAUCGGCGGUUACGACAGGCUCAGCUUCUUGCCGGACGAAGUCAUCUCCCACAUCCUUUCUUUCCUGGAAACCAAGUACGCCGUCGGCACCGCAGUUCUCAGCCGACGGUGGGAAGGUCUUUGGACUAGGGUUUCCAGUCUCGAUCUCGACAACCGCUAGGUUUUCAAGACACUCGACGAAGCGCAGCAACUGGAACCUCUUACAGAUAUUCGAAAGAGGAGAUACUUUCAAUUUGGAAGCUUCGUCGACAAGGUACUGAACCAGCACAAGAAUCUCGAUUCUCUUAGGCACUUCCGCUUGCAUGUUUUAGUGGAUUAUCAUCCCGAGAUGGUGAUCCCUGGAGUUAGGUUUAAGAGGGAGCUGGUGUUUGGUCCUCUAAUGGAAGAGAUUGAUGUUAUGAUUUGCGAGGAUUUCAAACUCGCAUUCCCUCGCUGGAUUCCAGGAAACUUCUAUACUUUGAAGAAUCUCAAAGUUGCAAAGCUUUCCGAGGUCUUCCUGUGUGCAAUAAGAGAGUCCGUUUCUCUUCCUAAUGUGGAGAUUUUACAGCUUUCCUUUGUGGAGUUUAAGGACUUCGAGUCAUUAGGCAGGCUGAUUUCUGGUUGCCCUGUUCUAAGGACUCUCCAUCUGGAGAUUUGCCGCCCCUCUUAUGACUGGUAUAAAAGCUAUGGGGAACACAUUAUCGAAGUUUCCUUACCAUGCUUGAAGAACUUGAAGAUUACCGAUUCUGAUCGUUGCAAUGUUCCAAUGUGUUCCUUUGUUAUGGAAGCACCAAAUCUUGAAGAUCUCUAUCUUGAGCAGUUUGCAGAUUUACAGGUUAAGGGCAGUGGUCCAUUGUCACGGCUUCAUUCGGCACGUGUUGGUGCACGCGAGCUGUGUCGAAGCUCGUAUCACGACCUGAUUCGCCUCGCUCAACUCUCUAAUGCAAAGCAAAUGAGCUUAUCUGGGCAUACUCUGAGUCAUCUGUUCGUUGUUGAUGAAUAUGUUCGACUGCCUGUCUUCCCCAAGUUGACAUGUCUGACUAUUGAAAUGGGGGGCAGUAGCUGGGUUUUGCAUUCCUUGCUGAACUCCGUCCCAAACUUACAGUCUCUUGUCAUUGACCUGAAUAUCACUGCAACAAUGAUGUGGGAGAGUCUAGAAGGUGCUUGCACGCCUCAGUGUUUGUUAUCGAGCCUGGAGGAGAUCGAGGUCAAGCAACUUGUAGGGUUUAACGACGAGAAGCGAAUCAUAGCGUACUUUCUCAAGGCUGGAGCGGUCCUGAAGAAGGUGAAUAUGCACGUACAUCAAGCUUUUCAUCAUAUAACGAGCCGCAAAGAUCUUGUGUCGCUGCUAAAACCUUCAAGAGGAUCGCGUGCCUGUGAAGCUUGUCUCUUCUUUCUGAAUGGCGAGCGUGUGUACAGCGAUAACGAUGAUGAUCAGAGCAACACCGACGACGACAUAGAUGAUGACUCUAAUGGCAGUGACGAUGAGUCCGACAGCAGCGCAGUGAGGAGAGGAUUUUCUUUUGUUUGGGCAAGGAAGCUCUGAUAACAUGAUGAAACUGCAUUUUGAUUUCCAUUAGUUCACUAGGCUGAAGAUCCUUAUGUGUUCUAUUCUGAUCAGAUCAGAGAUCAUCAUGUGAGAACCAAAUCAGUUGUUCAUAUUUAGGUAUCUACUACUGCAUCUUGAGGGCCACCAGUAUUUGGGAACUGCUGAAGUGAGGAUACGGCCAGAGAUAAAUGGGCCAUGUUGUUACUACAGUGGUAGGCCCGUGGGCCACUAAAUGGUCUGAUCAGGUGGUGACGGGUUUAACAGGUUGCGUAUUAAGAAAAUCAUUUUCACUCAUUAGUCAUUACCAUUUACCCAUAAUAUUUAAAAUCUCAUUUUCCUCAUACGUGUUGAAAAUCAUUUGGGUCCGAGUUUUUUCCAACCAAAUUAGAAAAUAUUUGGGAAAUUAUCUAUAGCAAUUAAUAUUUUUGUCAUCUAUAGGCGCGACAUCAUUUUGAGAAUUAAAUGACGUAGGAAGAGCAAUAUAACAAUUCGGAUAAGACUAAUUUAAAAUUUUACGCAUGAUUCAUGACCGUACUAUCAAGUAUCAUGGUUCUAUGGAGUAGUACUUUUUAUUGGGUGAAAGAAAAGAGACCGCAUAUUUGGUAUAGCUCCGAUCUAAAAUAGAUUGUUUGGUACUCAUAGAAGAUUGUGUUGCUAACUUUAUUAGAUUAACAACUAAUAAAGCAUUGUUAAUUGUUAUUAAUUAAGAAGAAGAUAUGAUAAUAAAGGACAGCGUUUACAUAAGGGUUGUCUUUAUAUUAGGACUCGACCUUUGAUUAUGUCGGAUGAUUAUCUGUUUGGGGUGGAGUUAGUGUGGGUCCAAUUGGAAUUGGCUGGCUCCAUUAUUACACCUAUUUCCAAUUUUCAGGUCAUAAUAUAAGAGCCAUCAUUAAAUAAACAACAAUUACGUAUAUAAGCAAAUAUCAUUUAGGAUUUUACACAAACAAAUUUUUAGUUAUUAUAAAUAUUUGUUAGGUAUUACUAAUUAGGUUUAAAAAAAAAAAGAAUGAAGUGUUAUUUUUUACUACAACAUUUUGUCUCUCCGAGUUCUGGAUCUGGACCCUCCUAAAUGAGAUCAUGUAUGGAUUGUAUUCUCAAUCCACACAACGUUAAUAUCUGUUUAGGAUAAAUAAUCAUGCUCUGCAAUAAGAUGUCAACAUAAGU